AUGAAGACUAUUCGGAAUUAUCUCUAUUUUUCAUUGUUCGUGGGAACAUCCCUCGCUGCCAGAGGAGGUCACUGUCCACCUCUCGGUCCCGUACUCCCACCUCCCCUUCAUCCCAGUACUCACCCCUCCGUCAAAUCUGCCAUACAAAACAUCCAAGACCUCUUUGACUCUGCAACAUCUAAUCUCGUAAACUCUUCAGUGGUAGUUGCUAUCAAAUCCGCCAAAGAAGAUGACUACAUGUUUGAGUUCGCCAGUACACCUCCUAACGUCGACCCUCGUGGAGUUGACGAGGUAGACUCUGAUACCGUAUUCCGCAUGGCGAGUUUAUCCAAGGUUUUCCCUGUCCUUGCGCUGUUGAAACUGCACAAGGUCAACUUUGAUGAUCGUGUCACCAAGUAUCUCCCUGAGCUUAGAGCUUUGAACAAAGAUGCGAGGAAGACUGAUGCGGUUUGGGCUGUGGAUUGGGAUGACAUCACUGUUGGAUCUUUGGCUUCGCAUCUUGCCGGAAUACCCGCUGAUUUGCUUGCUGACGUCCAACCUUACGGAGACUGGACACAGCUCGGCUUCCCUCCUCCUGAUGUCUCCAGGAAUCUCAACUGUUCAGGACUUCUUGGUCUUCCCCCAUGCACCAAGAAAGACUUCUUUGACCGCUUUGGCGAGAGGCCUCCUGUUUACGCCCCAUUCGAAGCAAACCCGGUCUACUCAAACAUUGGGUUUUCUCUAAUGGGGUGGAUUAUCGAAAAGGUUAGCGGCAUGCCCUCGGGAGAGUACAUCAAGAAACAUAUCUGGGAUCCUGUUGGUAUGGAGCACACAUAUGAGGAAACACCUGAUGAUUCGUUGGGCUUCAUUCCGCCCGGUGAUGAAUGGUGGAACGCAACUCUUGGUUAUGGCAACCCUGCCGGGGUUUACUACUCUUCUUUGAACGACAUCAUGGCCUUUGGCGAUGCAAUCUUGCGCUACGCGCUACUUAGUCCUGCACAAACCAGAAAAUGGAUGAAACCAGCUACCAGUACUUCAUCAACAGGUAUACUCCUCGGUGAGCCAUGGGAAAUAUUCCGCUCCAACAACGUUACCAAAGAUGGCCGCCUUAUUGAGUUUUACACCAAAGCCGGCGAUAUCACUACCUAUCACUCCCUCAUGGUACUGAUUCCUGAUUACAACUUGACCAUUAGCCUCCUCGACGCAGGCCCAGGUGAAGUCGGCGGUGCAGAGCUCCAAAUUUGGUUCUCAAACAUUGUCAAGGAACUUCUCCCUGCGAUUGAACAAGCUGGUAAAGAUGAGGCAGAGGAAAAGUACGGUGGUACAUACUCCGACGCCAAGACAAACUCAUCCCUAACUCUCUCCGUUGAUGAUGAGCCUGGAUUUAGUAUUACAAAUUGGACGGUACGAGGUGUUGAUAUCGCGGGCACAUAUGGCAGUUUUGCUAUCCCGCCAGAAUUCCCCACACCUGAAGGCCUUGUCCGUUUCCGUUUGUAUCCCACAAGUCUCAAGAGUGACACUGAGACUUCAUGGCGGAUGAUGUUUACGCAAGGCACAGAAGAGCAAGUAGCCGCCUCAGAUGCUUUGUUUGUCUGGCCCCAGGGUAGUUGUAACACGUGGGCUUCAUUGGAUCGGAUUGUGUACCAGCUUUUGUCACAUGAGCAUUUUGUGUUCAGAGAGACUGGGGAGGGAAGUGAAAGGCGGGCUGAUAAGCUUGAGCUUGUGGGAUACAGAGUUGACCUCAAGAGGGAAAACUAA
This is a messenger RNA of Fusarium venenatum, 1737 nucleotides long. RefSeq names its product beta-lactamase/transpeptidase-like protein. The record is from RefSeq and is a predicted model, not a curated record. Lineage: Eukaryota; Fungi; Ascomycota; Sordariomycetes; Hypocreales; Nectriaceae.